This is a messenger RNA of Anthostomella pinea, 2559 nucleotides long. The record is from the annotation of a GenBank genome assembly. NCBI's taxonomy places the organism in Eukaryota, Fungi, Ascomycota, Sordariomycetes, Xylariales, Xylariaceae.
AUGUCAGAGAACGAGACAUCGCCGUUGCUCUCGGCGCCCGCACAGGACCAUGUAAAUGCCCAAGAUCGCGACGAGUCCGCCGAGUCGGCACCGCUUCUUUCCAGCAGUUCCUAUACCCCGCGCUACGAUGGCGAACACGAUGAACCCGAACCCGAACGAGACGAUGCCGCUUCGACUCGGUCCCGCCGUUGUCAAUCGUCCUCUAUACGGUCCAGCAAGAAGAAGUCAAGAAGAUGGCCUUCCUUUAUCGCCAUGGGGAUUCUCGCUGUCAUGACUGUAAUCAUUAUAGUUCUCGCUUUCAUCGUGCCGGAAACCGUGCAAGAAUAUGCCCAACAGGCUGCUGUCAUUGAGCCCACCAACUUGUCUCUCGAUUCUAUCACCACCGACGGCGUUCGCGCCCGCAUACAGGCCAACUUUCGUCUUGAUGGAUCCAAAGUAGAAAAUGAUCAUGUGAGGAGAGUGGGCAAGGCCGCUACAUGGGUUGCGUAUAAGCUUGGGACCGAUCAGACCAAGGUGGAUGUCUACCUUCCCGACUACGAGAACAUACUGCUUGGGUCUGCCGUGGUUCCUCCUUUGGUUAUCAAGCUUCGGGAAGGCGACACGACGCAUUUCGAUUUUGUCACUGAAAUACAGCCGGGCAAUGUCGAGGGCAUACGUAUGAUCGCGAACGAAUGGCUAGAAGGGAGACUCGACGAACUGCGCCUCGAUGGAACGGCUGAUCUCAGUCUCAAAUCCGGCAUCAUACCGCUCGGGAAGCACACAGUGUCCGAGUCGCUGGUCUUUGAAGCGAACAAGAUUCCAGCGAUUCCAAAGUACAACAUCACUCGGUUCAACGUCAAGGACGGGCCAUUUGACGGCUCCAUGCUCGCAGAUGUGUCUCUAUCAGCUUUCAAUGAAUAUCCCGUGGAGCUCGACAUUCCCGAGCUCGCAUUCGAUAUUCUGGUUCCUGGAUGCGACAUAACUGACCCGUAUAUCCUAGUAGCGGAAGCAUCAACGGGUGAGAUUCACGUGGAACCUCACUCCGAUGUUGCUGCCGACGUAUAUGGUGUUAUCCGUGGACUGCCAGACUCCUUAACCCGUGCUUGUCCGCAUUCAAGCUCAUCGCCGCUAGAUAUGCUACUGAAGCAGUACAUGCACGGCGAUCCAGCUACAUUGUUCGUCCGUGGCAGCAGUCACCCUGAUGGCGAGACUCCUAAGUGGAUUGCCGAUAUUUUAUCCAGUAUCACCCUUCCUGUACCUUUCCCUGGACGGACGCUGGACGGCUUGAUCAGGAACUUCUCGUUGACUGAUGUCCACUUCACUCUGCCGGACCCCUUUGCCGACCCAGAUGACCCCGACUCCAACCCGAAAGUCUCGGGAAAUAUCCUAGUCACCGCUGGACUCCCCUCCGAGAUGAAUUUUGGUAUCAACGUUACCAAUGUUCGAGCCACAGCAAACGUUCUUUAUCAUAACCGCAAAAUGGGAGAAUUGGAUUUGCGCAAGUGGCAACAAGCAAAUUCAACUAGAGUUGAGGGGGAAAAGGACGAGGAACCCACUUUAAGAAUCGAAUCUCGAAUCAUUGAAGCACCACUGAAUGUGACGGACAGCGACGUGUUCAGCGAGCUUGUUCAGGCGUUGCUAUUUGGCGGAAAGCCGAUCCGCCUGGACGUCGAGGCGUUGGUCGACGUCAAGGUAGUAACGUCACUGGGGAAGCUCAUCGUGAAAGAGCUGCCUGCCGAGGGGAAGAUCCCAGUAAAACCUCUAGCCAAGGGCGCCAUUGGCAGUCUCAACCCCAAAGUCGGUUCUUUACGGAUUCUCGACACCACACCGGACUCAAUCACACUACAGGCAUUGGUCAACGUAACCAAUCCUACGCCAUACACUGCCCAUGUGCCAUUUGCCAACAUUCACAUUCUCAAGAAUGGUUCACUACUUGGAGACGCCACGGUGGAGAAUUUGGACAUCGUCAAGGGCCCUAACUCUCACGUACUCGUGACUGCGAAGUGGAAACCGUCGAUGGGCGGCACACUCGGCCCGCAGAUCGGGAAGGAUCUGAUUUCCCAGUACCUGUCGGGAUGGAACACAACGAUCACCGUAAAGGCCCAUCGAGAUAGCAUUCCUGGCCAGCCUCUUAUCUGCGAGGCGCUGUCACGUUUCAACAUGACGGUUGCCGCCCCGAAAAUGGAUCUUCCUGGGGAUACGUCCGACGAGAAAACUCACUUCAUCCGAGAUGCGACGUUCCAUUUCCUAUCAUCCACCGCCUCCUUCACCCUUGCGUCGCCCAUGCACUAUAAUACACUGUACGUAGACUUCGUCAACGCGACCGCACUCUACAACCACACGGAACCUAUGGGCAAGAUAAUUUAUGACCUACCGUUUUCGGCACCGCCCGGCGUGUCGCAGACACCCAGGCUUCCCGUCGAGUGGUCCCUGGACUCUGUUGGGUACGAUGCCGUCAGGAAGGCAAUUGGCGGCAGGCUUAAACUCGACGCCUAUGCUGACGUCGAUGUGCGGUUAGGAAACUGGAAGGAAUCACUAUGGUACCAAGGUAAAGGUAUCGGCGCCAAGGUUCAACUUUGA